Molecule: messenger RNA, 7660 nt
Organism: Pteropus alecto (black flying fox)
Lineage: Eukaryota; Metazoa; Chordata; Mammalia; Chiroptera; Pteropodidae
Gene: ZNF484
Product: zinc finger protein 484
Exons: 5
Coding region: 482-2752 (756 amino acids)
Biological process (GO): negative regulation of transcription by RNA polymerase II; regulation of immune system process; regulation of cytokine production
Molecular function (GO): DNA-binding transcription repressor activity, RNA polymerase II-specific
Source: RefSeq, a predicted model, not a curated record
UGGCAAUGUUCAUUUAAGGAGCCGCUACUGAGCAUGCGCUCACAACGGUUGCAAGAAAAGGAAUCCCGCAGGGACUGGGAGGGAUCAAGAAAGAGAGACCUCGGUCCGGUUUUAGUACUUGUAAUUACAGAUACUGCCUGAGGCAAAUACCACUGUCCUAUGAGAUCAUGGGUGAGGAGCAGGAAUCAGUGUCAUUCAAAGAUGUAACUAUAGACUUCAGCUGGGAGGAGUGGCAACAAUUGGACUUUGCUCAGAAAAGCCUCUACAGGGAUGUAAUGCUGGAAAACUAUUUCAACUUGAUCUCAGUGGGGUGUCAAGUUCCCAAACCAGAAGUCAUUUUCAACUUGGAGCAAGUAGAAAACCCAUGUAUGUUGCAUCGUAAAAUCUCACGUCAGAGCUGUCUAGGUACUAAAGGAGGGGGUUUUCCAAAGAAAAUCUCAAAUGAGAUGGGGAUAUUGGUUUUGAAACUUCACAACAGGGAAUGUCUGAAGAACUUUCAAUUCGGUUUGAGAGAAUUAAUCUCUUCACAAGGGAUGACCCAUAUUCCAUUUUAGAAUUGUGGCAAGAUUAUGAGCAGACAGGAAGAUAUGAAGAAAACCAGAAAAAACAUUCAUUUCACAUUGCCUUCAUCAAUAAGCAAAUACUCGCUAAUGUGAGGCAGUAUGACUAUAAGGGCAAUGGGAAAAUAGUUCAUGUAAACACAUACCUUAUUCCUUCAAGAAAAAGACUCUAUAACUAUGACUCAUUUGGAAAGAAUUUGAAGCCUAUUAUAAGCUUAUGUAAUUAUAAGAGAAACAAUGCAACAGAAAGAUUAGAUAAGAUUAUUGGAUAUGGUAACAUUUUCACUUAUAUAAAUUCUCAUACAGAAAUGAAUGCUUGUGAAUGUAAUCAGUGUAAGAAACUUCUGAGUCAUAAGCAAGCUCUCAUUCAACAUAAAAAAAAUGAUACUGGGGAGAACCUCUAUUUAUUUUCUAAUUGCAUAAACAUUUUCACACAGAUGUCACACUUAUUUGUACAUGAUAGUAUUUAUACUGAAGAGAAACAGUAUGAAUGCAGCAAAUGUGAGACAAUCUUCAUUCAGAAGAUUGCUGUACCUCAGAAGGUUUACACAGGAAAGAAACCCUAUAUAUGCACUAAAUACAGGAGGGAUGUUUCCCUCAAGUCAAGUCAUGAGAAAACUCACACUGAAGAGAAUCAUUAUACAUGCAGUGAAUAUGUAAGAGCAUUUAUCCAGAAGUCAGAUGUAUUCAGAUGCCAAGAAAUUCAUUGUGGAGAAAAACCUUACGAAUACAGUGAAUGUGGGAAAAACAUCUCUCAGAAUUCAGACCUCAGUAUGCAUAAAAAAAGUCAUACUGGAAAGAAACACUUUGAUUGUACCGAAUGUGGAAAAGCCUUCACAAGAAAAUCAACAUUAGGUAUGCAUCAGAAAAUUCAUACAGGAGAAAAACCAUAUGUAUGUACUGAAUGUGGGAAAGCCUUUAUCCGGAAAUCACAUUUUAUUACACAUGAGAGAAUUCAUACUGGAGAGAAACCUUAUGAAUGCAGUGACUGUGGGAAGUCCUUUAUAAAGAAGUCACAACUCCAUGUGCAUCAGCGAAUUCACACAGGAGAGAAUCCCUUUAUAUGUUCAGAAUGUGGGAAGGUCUUUACCCACAAGACAAAUCUCAUUAUACACCAGAAAAUUCAUACUGGAGAAAGACCCUAUAUCUGUACUGAAUGUGGGAAGGCCUUUACUGAUAGGUCAAAUCUCAUUAAGCACCAAAAAAUUCAUACUGGAGAGAAACCCUAUAAAUGCGGUGACUGUGGAAAAUCAUUUAUCUGGAAGUCACGGCUCAGUAUACAUCAGAAAUGUCAUACUGGAGAGAGACAUUAUGAGUGCAGUGAAUGUGGGAAAACAUUCAUUCAGAAGUCAACACUAAGUGUGCACCAGAAAAUUCAUAGAGAAGAAAGACCUUAUGUUUGCACUGAAUGUGGGAAGGCCUUCUUCCACAAGUCACAUUUUAUUACACAUGAGAGAAUUCAUACUGGGGAGAAACCUUAUGAAUGCAGUCACUGUGGGAAAUCCUUUACUAAGAAAUCACAGCUCCAUGUACAUCAGCAAAUUCACACAGGAGAGAAACCUUACAGAUGUGCUGAAUGUGGAAAGGCAUUCACUGACAGAUCAAAUCUCUUCACACACCAGAAAAUUCAUACUGGAGAGAAACCCUAUAAAUGUAGUGACUGUGGUAAAGCCUUCACUAGGAAGUCAGGCCUCCAUAUACAUCAACAAUCUCACACUGGAGAAAGACAUUAUGAGUGCAGUGAAUGUGAGAAAGCCUUUGCACGAAAAUCAACACUAACUAUGCAUCAGAGAAUUCAUACAGGAGAGAAGCCCUAUAUUUGUACUGAAUGUGGGAAGUCCUUCAUCCAGAAGUCCCACUUAAAUCGACAUCGGAGAAUUCAUACUGGAGAGAAACCCUAUGAAUGCAGUGACUGUGAGAAGGCCUUCAUUAAGAAGUCACAACUCCAUGAGCAUCAGCGAAUUCACACAGGAGAGAAACCAUAUAUAUGUGCUGAAUGUGGAAGGGCUUUCGCCAUCAGAUCAAAUCUUAUUAAACACCAAAAAAUUCAUACUAAACAGAAGCCCUAUAAAUGCAGUGAAUUUAGGAAAGCCUUAAACUGGAAGCCACAGCUAAGUAUACAUCAGAAAUCUGAUACUGGGGAAGGAGAGUGUCCAGUGCCACAGUCAUGGUGUGGGGACACAAAAUUGUGAGAUGCUACAGCUUUACUAAAAAGCAGGAGGUAACCAAAGCCAACUUUCCUCUACUAGUCAGAAGUCUGAAUAUCUAGAUCACAUAGCUGAUGUUUAGUUACACUUAUGAGGAGACACUUUGGAGAAAGUGUUUACGUAAUGUAUAAUGGUUGUGCUAGGUUAUUUGACAGAUACUGGGAUUGUCAAGCUGCAAAUAAUGGUAAAUAUGCAAGGCUAUAUCUUUGCAGUCUUUCUUGUUUCACAUUUUGGAUUAGCAGCUUUAUAAAUUCAGUUGAGUUUUUCAUACCCUGGGUAACAAAAAUACCAAAGGAAUUUCUUAAUAAGUAGAGUGCUAAGAAGAAUUUUUCAUUGCACCCUAAUGAUACUGACAUCAAGGCAAAAGUAUAGACAAUUUAAUAAGUCUAUAAUGAAGAAAAGCCAUAAGUUUUUGUGAAAAUUGACGUUAAAGACACAAAGAAAGGACUUCUUUUGAAAUUUCUAUUACUUAUUGUUUAUAGUAUCUAUUAAUGUGUGAAAUUUGGAUAAGAAAAUUUUAAAUAUACAAUUCGACUUGACAUUGGCUUACCUGAAUAUUUAUAGGCAUCUUUAGGUAACCAACAUGUUCCCUUAUUUAUUAAUUCCCUGCCAUGGCAGCAGGAAACUUACAUCCAAGAGGCAUAAAGUGCUCCCAGCCUGUAUUCCACAAGUGAUCAGAGAUGUAAGCAGCAGCUCCACAAACUACUUGUCACAUUAGAACUGUCCCUGAGCUCAUGGAAAUUAGCCACAGGCUACUAAUCUAGAGAUCAGCAUUUCAGAUUCUCAGUCUUAUCCACAGAAACCUAUACUUUCUUACUGAUUUCUGUUUGAAAAAGAGAAAUUAAGAAAAUGGGUUUUGAGACCUAGAAUUAUAUAUUACCUUCCAGUUUUGUUAAUACAUUCUCUACAUAGUCAUUACAUGAUAUAUGGGACACAAUUGUCUUGCAUUUAAGCUUGUUUUCUUAGAAGACACAUAGAUGCACAUUUAGAAGAAUAUUCCUAUCCCCUCUUAAUCUUUAUAAGUUACUUUUAUUUAAUUGUAUUUUCAAAUCUUCUAUAUCUUUAUAGACUUUUAUUCUAUUAGAUAGUGAAAAAUCUUCCACAAUAAUUGUGAGUUUGUCUCUUUUAGAUCUAUGAUUUUGGAUUUAUAUAGAGUUUGUUUUUACAUACAUUCAGAUUUAGAAUUGUUAUACUUUUCUGAUCAAUUUAAACAACCAUUAUGAAAUGUCCCUUUUUAUCUCUAAUGAUAUAUUUUGCCUUAAAAUUUACUAUGUUAAAUAUUAAUGCAAUAUGCAUACUUCACUUAUUUAAGGAUAAUCUAAAUUAGUACUCAUACCACUUUCUGAACAAGGUGAGGAGCUAGGACAUUAACUCCAUUUAUCAUCUUGAUUUAUAUGGUAGUGAUGUCAUGCAUUUGAAUUCUGCAUGUAGUUGACAAAGCCAAUGAUAAUUGUUUCAGAGUCCAAUUCAUUUAAAUCUGCAUAUUUAUCCCUUUUGUUACCCUUUUAUUCCUUCUUGUCCUGUUAUUUCCUUCUAAAAUAAUUUUCUUCUGACUGAAAAACAUCCUUUCGUAUUUCUUUUAGUGUGUAUUUGGUAGUGACAAAUUCUGUUUUUGUUCAUGGAAAAAUGUCUUUAUUUUGCCUUCAUUUUUGAAGGACAUAUUUUUGAGUAUUGAAUUCUAAGUUGGCAGUUAUUUUCUAUCAGUAUUUUGAAGAUAUUUUGUCGUGGUUUGUCUUUGUUGAAAAGUAAGCUUUCAAUCUAACUACCUUUGAAGGUAAUGUGCUUUCUCUUUUUCACUUUAAAAUUUAUGUCUUUGUUUUAGGCUGUCAACAAUUGCACAGCGAUAUGCUUACGUGUGAUUUUCGUGUGUGUAUUCCGCUCGGGGUUUGCAACAUAUUUUUUAUUCAGUGGGGAUAUUUUUUUGUAUGUUUUGGGAAAUUCUUAGCUAUUAUUUAUUCAAAUUAGGCAUGUGCUUUGUUAUCUUCUACUUCUUCUAGACAUGGCCCCAUUAUCUAGAUCCCCUGUUGACCUUUAUCUAUUGGUUGUCGUUUCUCUUGAGUUUUGGUGAUGUCAUGCCUUCUCAUAAACCUAGUGAAUUUGAAUUAAUUACCAGACACUCAUUAUAUAUUAAUAAUUGUAGAGAUAAUUAGAUGGUCUGGAUGAUAUCAUCUUCCUGAGAGGCUUUGCCUUUGUUUAUGACAUGUGACUCAGCUAGGAACACUAGCAGUCCCAGAUUGCCUUCAUCCAAUCAUGUGCUAAGAUUAUUUGAAAAUGUGAAGACUUGUCUAUUUUUUUUUUUCACUCUUUUUCCUAGGGGAUACCCUUAAGAUUUAGGACUUUGGGAGAUUUAACAGGCGUCUCCUUCUUGGAAAGACCUCAAUCCUAGUAUUUGUCCCUUUAGUCCUAUAAAUUUGUCAAAAACUUUAAAGCUUCUCUUGCCCAGUAUGUUCCUUAAGAAUUAAUAAACACUUCUUUGUAGUAAAUAGUUACAAAUUCCAGAGGUUAUGUCUUGUUUCUAAACUUAUUCCUGCAGUUUUUAACUUUCUUCGUACCUCUCCAAUGCCACUACAAAAUUAAAUGUAGCUAAUAUUUUUUUCUACCUUUUUUUUUUUAAUUCUCUAAGGGAGUACUGGUCUGUACUGUCUACUGUGCCAUUAGCAAAAGUUUUCAAUUUUCUGUGAUAGCUGUUCCUAUUUAAGGAGUGUGGAGUCCAGAAAUAUAUUUUUUUAAAGUACUCAAACUUUCCAGACUAACUUAAAAAUAAAAAUGCUGUGAUUUGCAGCAUUACUUUAUUCCUAAUUUUUGUUGCUAAAAGAUAAAGUAUUUACUCUUCGUUAAAGACUUUAUAAACUUUGAUACAUAAGAGAAAAUUACUUCUGGUGGUGUUAAAUUUUACUAUGGUAGCUGCCAAGUUUUAGCAAAAGGAGGAAACUAAGAUCUUUUAAGAUAUCUAUAGUUUUUAGUAUGUUUUUUCCCCUUUGGAAUGGAAAAUUAAGUAAAUGAAGAUUGGUCUAAGAGCCCAGGGAUUUGAAAAUAAGAAUUUCAAAGAUUAUUUUAGUAGGAUAACAGAGGUAAUGAUUCUCAACCUUUCUAUUUAAAAUAAAACAAAAAAUACAAUUCUGUAUUACCAAGUCAAAAAAAAAGAAAAAACUUUCGUCAAGUUUUAAUCUUUAGGAGAAAGGAAGACUUUCUUUUUUUUUCCAUGGAUCUCCAGGGGCACUUGGGAAUUGAUUGAAAAAUGGAUGAUGGAAAAUUAUCCAUCAUGAAUGGAAUAGGAGAGCUAAAUCUUAAGUUGAACUCCAGGGUCAGUAUACAUUGGAUGCAUGUGAGCUAUAAACUUUACUAGGAAAAGUAGUAUGGCAGCAGUAUAACACAGUUCAUUUGUAUACACAGAAAAACUAUUUAAAAAGUUUUACAACCUAAAUUUUUAAAUUAAAAAUGCACUUUAAAUUAAUUUUUGGAAAAUGAAUUCAGUAAAUGUAAGAAAACUUUCACUCAAACGAUUAUACAUCAGAUCAUUCAUAGAGGAAAGUGAUUUUCUAUCUUCAUUCACAAAUUAUACUUUAUUACAUAGAGAAUUCAUGCUGGCAAGUGACCUUAUGAAUACAAUGACAACAAAAUCAUCCACUGAAAAGUCAACUCCUUGAACAUCAGCAAAUUCACACAUGAGAAAUAACAGGUCAAAUCUCAUUAUACACUAAAAACUCAUUUUUGAGAUAAAAACCUAUAAAAGCUGUGACGAGAAGUUAUUAGAAAAUGUCCUAGGAGGAAAUUUUCUGUAUGCACUUUGGGAAUAAUUUCAUUCAGAAAUCAAAUUUCAGUAUUUAUAAGUGAAUGAAAUUAUAUAUUUCCUGAAAGUGAGAAAGUCUCACACAAGUCAGAACCAAUCAUAAAUUAUUUGAAUUACAGAGAAACCCUAUGAUUAUUGUAUAUUGCGUAUUAUAUAUUGCAUGUCAAAAGUUUUUGUCCAUGAGUUACACCUUACUAGACAUCAGAUAAAUAAUUAAGAAAAAUAAGUCUUCUAAGAAUUUUUGUUAAAGUGCCAUAAAAUUCAUAUUGGGGGUAACUGUAAAUUUGAUACAAUUGGAAAAAGACUUCCUAUAGAAGCAAAUUCCAUAUUUUAACUGAAAAAUACAUAUUUAAACACACGUACAAAUGCUUGUGCACACAUAAAAUGGUGUAAAUGUAACUUCUAUAAUUUUAUUUAAUUUUGUACUUUCUUUACUGAUAGCAAUUCCAGUCACAACAGUUUGUCAACAGCUAAGCAAUGCUGAUCAAGUUCACUUUUUUUUUUUUUUUACUCAAAGUCACAUACACAUGUAGGUGUGUGUUUUCAUUGACUUGAAAUGAGAUUAUACUAUACACAUUUUUGCAUUUUUUGCACCCAACGAUAAUGUUUAACUAGCUGAAGAGGCCAGAAAAAAUGUUCUGAUAAUCAUCCUCAAGAGGGGACAUAGCAUAAAGGGUUAGUGGACAGGCAUAAUCAUGCCCUUACCUACUGGAGAUCUUUUUUAAAAUUUCUGUGACACUUCUGGCAGUGAAAUUGAAUUGUGUUUUCUUACUUUCAUAGUUGUCAGACUUCUUUGGAAUAAGACUAGUCUUUUGUAUUUCCAACAAUGUAUAAUGUACUCCCUUUCCUCUACUAAAAGUAGCUAUUACUCUUUAACUUUGAGAAGUGUUAUGAUUUCAAAGCAAUAAUUAGUUUUAAUUUACAUAUUAAUAUGCCUGUUUAAAUGUUUCUUGCCAUUUAAUAUGCUAUUCUGUAAGUUGCCUUUAUAAACCAUUUAUUCAUAUUUUUUUCCUCUUUGGAUUGUUUUUCUUAUCUAUUCAUAACAGUUUAUUGUAUGUUAAAGGUAGUAACUCUUUAAAAAUAAAAUCUUGCUUGUCUCUUGA